Molecule: messenger RNA, 807 nt
Organism: Microthlaspi erraticum
Lineage: Eukaryota; Viridiplantae; Streptophyta; Magnoliopsida; Brassicales; Brassicaceae
Source: the annotation of a GenBank genome assembly
AUGAGGUGGCAUGCUAAUUCUGAGAAUCUAGAUGGCAAGCUAAGACAUCCUAGAGAUGGAAAGGCUUGGAAAACCUUUGAUCAACAAUUUCCAGAGUUCUCAUCAGAGCCGAGGAAUGUCAGGCUAGGAUUGGCAACAGAUGGUUUUAAUCCGUAUGGUUCUAUGAGCAUGAGCUAUAGUGUAUGGCCUGUGCUUUUAUUCCCUUAUAACCUUCCUCCGUGGAUGUCAAUGAAGCAAACAUCAACAAUUUUGUCAAUGAUUAUCCCUGGGAAGCAGAUGCCGGGUAAUGAUAUUGACAUCUAUCUACAGCCCCUUAUCAAAGAAUUGAAAGAGUUAUGGUCUGAUGGAGUUCCAACAUUUGAUGCAUCUUUAAAAGAGACAUUUACAAUGCGUGCGAUUUUGCUAUGGACUAUUAGUGAUUAUCCAGGUUUAGGAAACUUAUCUGGGUGGAACGUACACACUGGAUUAGCUUGUCCAUCUUGCAACUAUGAUGCUAAAUAUCUUCGUUUACGGCAUGGGAAGAAGAAUUGUUACAUGGGACAUAGGCGGUUUCUUCCUGAAAAUCAUGUUUUCCGAAAAGAUAAGCAGCAAUUUGAUGGUCUUAUUGAAACAAGAGAUUCUCCCAUUACACCAUCAGGAAGUGUUAUUCUCCAACAAAUUCAGAAUGUGGAUGUUACUUUGGGGAAGAAGAUAGAUGCUGUGGGAAAAAGGCGCCGGGAAGAUGUAAUACUUCAAUGGAGAAAGAGAAGCAUUUUUUUUAGUUACCUUAUUGGAAACAUCUUCUCUUGCGUCACAAUCUGGAUGUGA